CAUUCUCCUUUCAUAUGGUAGAUGGCAGUAAAACACGCAUUUUUAUAAACAGAUCAAUAAAUUACGCAAGAAGAAGGAAUAAUUUGCAAUCAUGGAAGCGAUCGGCACGCUGGUUCUGGCCGCGAUCGUCCUUGUUCUGUUCUCCGCGUUAUUCCGGAGAGAUUCGGGUCGCUUCGCCAGAAUGCCGCCCGGUCCGAGCCCGCUGCCUCUGAUCGGUAACCUGUUGCAGCUGAGAGGCAAAGCACCGUAUGAGAACUUCGUAAAGCUCAGCGAAACUUACGGCCCCGUAAUGACGGUACACCUGGGUCCGAAGCGCGUCGUGGUUCUGGUCGGCUACGAGGCGGUGCAGGAGGCGCUGGUGCAGAACGCCGACGCAUUCGCUGGCAGACCGGAAUUGCCACUGUUUGAGAAGACAAGCAAAGGAAUGGGCCUGGGAAGUAGUAACGGUGAACGCCUUAAACAACUGCGCCGUUUCACUCUAAGUACACUGCGGGAUUUCGGAAUGGGAAAGCACAGCUUGGAGGAGUGGAUUCAGGAGGAAGCUAAACAUCUUGUCAUGGAAUUUCAAAAGAACGAAGGUGUGCCCUUUGACCCAACUUUUUACCUCAGCCGCUCUGUGUCCAACAACAUCUGCUCCAUCAUAUUUGGUGAACGGUUUGAAUACCAAGAUGAAAAGUUUCUGCAUCUGCUGACUCUUAUUGAUACAAAUGCUCAUCUGCUGAGUAACCCUUCAACGCAGUUGUACAAUGUAUUUCCAAAACUCUUGGAUUUACUUCCUGGACCACAUAAAAGAGUCUUCAAGAAUGUAAAGGAUUUUGAGAAUUUUUUUUCUACAAUAAUUGACAAUCACAAAGACACUCUGAAGAUUGAUAGUCCUCGAGAUUUCAUUGAUGCCUUCCUCAUCAAAAUGAAGCAGGAAAGUACAAACCCUGACACAGAAUUUUUUUAUGGCAACCUACUGUAUACAGUUUUACUUCUCUUUGUGGCCGGGACUGAGACCACCAGCACCACUCUGAGAUAUGGACUGAUGAUUCUUCUGAAGUACCCUCAUAUCCAAGAAAAGAUUCAUCAGGAGAUUGACGCAGUAGUUGGCCGUGAUCGCCUACCAGCCAUGGAGCACAGGAAAAAAAUGCCCUUUACAGAUGCGGUUAUCCAUGAAUGCCAGAGAUUUCUUGAUGUUGUGCCCUUGAAUAUUUUUCACUGCACCACAGAGAUGAUCAACUUCAGAGGCUAUACAAUUCCAAAGGUACAGCCUCAUCCCAAAAAAUACUGUAUAGCAUUUAAACUUGGAUUUACCAAGAAAAUAUUUAGACAUAAAGUAACCUGCUGUGUGUAUAUUUUUCAAACUUCAUACCUAAUCCUGUUAUCUGUCUCUUGCCAGGGUACAGUGGUCAUCCCAUUGCUUCACUCUGUGCUCUUUGACAAGACAAAGUGGGAAACUCCUCACUCCUUCAAUCCUGGACACUUUCUGGAUGAAAAUCACUGCUUCAAAAUGAACCCUGCUUUUAUGCCAUUUUCUGCAGGAAAGCGAUCCUGUGUGGGGGAGAACCUGGCACGAAUGGAGCUGUUCCUGUUUUUUUCGACGCUUCUUCAAAAUUUCACGUUUUCCUCCACUGAUGAACCUGCAAGCAUUGACAUUUCACCAGUUGCUGGCUCCUUUAUAAAACUUCCACGACAAUACAAGCUUCUCGUCAAAUCCCGUGCAUAAAGAUUUUUUUUCCCGCUGAGCUGCUUGAUAAUGAGUCAGCUUCAUCUCCAUUUAUUUUUUCUUUCAAAAGUUUUAGCCUUGAGUCUGAUCCUUAUCAGUACAUAUCAGUGUUGAGAGCUGCGAUGUCAUUUGUAGUGCUUUUCUGUUUAAAAUGUUCAUGGGUUUGAAAUGAGUUUUGCUGUUAAAAAUCCUGGAAACACCUUUUCUUUCUAACUUACACUAUUUGUACACAAUUUAGUUGGUGUUGCUUUUCUGUUUGUAUUUACAGAAUGCAGCUGCGAUAAAAAGAAAUAUUGAGGGCAUUUUCCAAUGUCAGUCUUCUGGUGCCUGUACCCGAGGCCGAGUGAUUGCUGUUUUGUGGCGUUGAACAAAAUCCCAGCAGCAAUUUCUGGUAAAGAAGUGGAGGCUACUCUCGGGCAACUCAGAGGGACGGCUUUUUAAAUAUGCAUUGGAAAGGUGCAUCAAGAAAAAUUAGAGGAAGAAAGAGGAUUGGGGGAAACACAGGGAGGUAAAAAGGUUCAGGCACUGCACUGUAGGAAGCUGAAAAUCAAAGGAGUGCAUUGUGCUCUCUGCCUGAACGACUGCUUGUGCAAAAAUGUAAAUUCUGAACACUACAUGCACUUGGACAUUUUACUCACACUAAAUUAACUGCCAGGCUGUUUUCACAUAUGCAGUAGUAAUAGUGGAAAAAAUAUCUUCAGCGAAGACUACAUCAACAUUUUACCUACAGGUAUACACAUGCAUAUUUCAAUGCAAAUUGGACAUUUUUGUAUACAGUGUGGCCUGCCACCCAAACCCGACACAGACAGAUGCAGGACACAAGUUCAGCACACGUUUAUUAUUUUUUCCCCUGGGAAAUGCCUUCCUGUUUCUCACCUGCACAACACAGUUCACAAGUACCAAAGCACAAUAAAUGCAGUACUUUCUUUUUU
Polypterus senegalus (gray bichir) is the source of this 2640-nucleotide messenger RNA. RefSeq names its product cytochrome P450 2F3-like. Gene Ontology annotation, molecular function: oxidoreductase activity, acting on paired donors, with incorporation or reduction of molecular oxygen, reduced flavin or flavoprotein as one donor, and incorporation of one atom of oxygen; heme binding; iron ion binding. The record is from RefSeq and is a predicted model, not a curated record. The transcript is spliced from 8 exons. NCBI's taxonomy places the organism in Eukaryota, Metazoa, Chordata, Cladistia, Polypteriformes, Polypteridae. Gene Ontology annotation, cellular component: cytoplasm; intracellular membrane-bounded organelle. The coding region runs from base 92 to 1708 and encodes 538 amino acids. Gene Ontology annotation, biological process: xenobiotic metabolic process.